Molecule: messenger RNA, 2081 nt
Organism: Calidris pugnax (ruff)
Lineage: Eukaryota; Metazoa; Chordata; Aves; Charadriiformes; Scolopacidae
Gene: TCF25
Product: transcription factor 25 (basic helix-loop-helix)
Exons: 18
Coding region: 1-1986 (661 amino acids)
Cellular component (GO): RQC complex
Molecular function (GO): protein binding
Source: RefSeq, a predicted model, not a curated record
AUGUUGUCAGAGCUGGGCCUGAGUGUGAGUGGAACAGAUCAGGAUCCCUGGGGAAUUCUGUCUGCAGGGCACAGGAGAGGGCAGAGCGCAGCCCCACGCCGGCCGUGUUUGCAGCUUGUCCAUCUGUUUGUGCAGAUCACUGCCGAGGAGUCGGAGGAUGAGCUGCCAUCCAGAGAGGAGCCAGGGGAUGCCCGGCUCAGCGCGCGGGAUGCAGCAGAAGGGAACAACAAAAGAGCUGUAACUGAAGAAACUGAAGGCCAUGGGCAGAGAGAUGGGGAGGAGACACAGCAGCCGGACCAAACGCCUACGUUGAGUAACAAGACGCGAAAGAAAAAAAAGAAAAGAAAAACCAAGAAAACUUCAGCAGGGGAGACUCUGGAAGACAACGACCUGGAAGACAUCGACAGCCUGCUGGAGAAGAUUGAGGAUACCAAUGGGCUGUUGCAGCAGACCCAGAGCGGUAUAACUGCUGACAGCAGGCCUCUACUCUACAUAGAGCACAGAAACUUGAAUCCAGAGAACGAGUUGAAGAGAUACUUUGGGGCUCGCGCUGUUCUUGGUGAUCAGAGGCAAAGGCAGCGCCAGUGUGUCCGUGGCACGUGGCUGACAACUCCCCAGAGCACCUGGCCACGCUACACAAGAACAGGUAUUGUCAUGCAGCUGUUGGACACCAAGGGGGGAGUGCAGUACUUCACCUUUGAGCACCAUCGCAAGUACCAGGAAGUGCAGUUGAAGUUCUUGGAGAAUGUAGAGACCAUGGACCCCAACAGUGUUGUGCCGCUGCUUCAGGCACUGGAACCGUACCAUGUGGACUCCCUUCUGCUGCUCAGCGACGUGUGCCGGAUGCAGGAGGAUCAGGAGAUGGCCCGUGAGCUCGUAGAGCAGGCGCUGUACAGCCUGGAGUGCUCCUUCCACCCCCUCUUCAGUCUCACCAGCGGGACCUGCAGGCUGGACUACCGGCGGCCAGAGAACAGGUCUUUCUUCCUGGCUCUCUUCAAGCACCUGAUGUUGCUGGAGAAGAGAGGCUGUCCCCGGACAGCCCUGGAGUUCUGCAAGCUGAUUCUGAGCCUUGAUCCAGAGAACGACCCGCUGUGUGUGCUGCUGCUGAUUGAUUUCCUCUCCCUCCGAGCUAGAGAAUACACCUUCCUGACCCGCAUGUUCCAGGAGGUGGAGAGUCACCGGAAUUUGUCCCAGCUCCCCAAUUUUGCCUUCUCGGUGCCGCUGGCCUAUUUCUUCCUGAGCCAGCAGGAGGAGCGCUCGGAGCUGGAGCAAAGCCAAGCCCGGGAGAAAGCUGCCCGGCUCAUCCAGCUGGCGUUGAUCAUGUUCCCAAGCGUUCUUAUGCCGUUGUUGGAUCACUGCAGUGUGCAGCCCGACGCCAGGGUCGCGUCCCAUUCCUAUUUUGGGCUGAAUGCUCAGAUAAGUCAGCCUCCUGCCUUGAACCAGCUGACGUCCCUCUACGUGGGAAGGACUCACUCCCUGUGGAAGGACCCAGCCGUCAUGGCGUGGCUGGAGCCCAACGUCCACGAGGUCUUGCGCAUGGUGGACGCCCGGGACCCGCUGGUGGAGGAGUCUGAGCACAAGAGAAAAACGCUGUACCAGAGCGCACCCAGGAAUAUCUACCGGCACAUCAUCCUCUCGGAGGUGAAGGAGGCCAUGGCAGCUCUACCUCUGGAGGUGACCUCGCAGCCCGUGAUGGGGUACGACCCCUUGCCUCCUCUGGACUCCAUCGUUUCCUACACCAGACCAGAAAGAACGAAUCACCCAUCCAACGAAAGCACUUUAUCUCUCUUCUUCCGAUCGCUGUUGCCAAAUUUUAACUUGCAGGGGGACAUCAGGCACGAGAGGGAUGAAGAGGCUGGAGCAGGGCAGGACCUUAACCAGGGGGUGAACAGGCUCAUGGCAGCCAUGCGUGACAUGCUGGCCAACAUCCAGUUUCAGGAGCCCCCCCGAGAUGACAAUCCUGAAGGCGACGGAGAGUGGGACUGAGCUGAGAGUGCGCGUCUUUCCCCCCUCCCAACCCCUGCAACCCUCUGUGAUCAGCCCUUUUCUUUCGCUCUCCAAUAAAGUCAUACAAAAACCAA